AUGCUUUCCUGCCCCUUCCUGCAAACUUGCGCGUGUUGGGCCAAGAUGUUGCUUCUGGGAUCCUGCAAUUCCGGUGGUGAGUUUAUGGACUUGGCGCGGCCUGAAAGGCUAGCAGCUUACUGCUCCGCCGACUUGGCUGGCCACGCCCAAGAAGUUCUGCUAAUGAGCGUCUCGGAGCUUGGCCUGGAGCCGGACGAGGUCGCUUAUGCGAUCGUGCUUUCAGCAUUGGAGCUCACCUCCCCGACUGAGUUCCGACGCUUGUGGUUCCGCAUGCGGAACAUGCCGGAACGUCCGGGCGAGGUGCUGCUGCAGUCAGCACUUCGGGUAGCCACGAAGCUACAAGACAUGGCAUUCGCACGAUCAGUCCUGGAGAUGCUCUUCGAGGCCAAAGUCGCCCCAGAUGCUGCAUCUCUGGCAACCCUUACAGCACUGACAGGUCCAGAAGCUGCGGCUUUGCGCCGCCUCCUUGCAGCUUUCGGCAAGGCAUUAGCUGGCGCAAGCAUUGCUGUGUUGGAAUACGCCCAGCCUUGCCCGGCCAAAGAGGAUGUCAACACAGGAAAGCAGCCUCCAUCGCGGGAAGGCUCGUUUCUGCGAAGGCUUACAGGCAGCUUCGUUGGCGAAGAGCCAGGCCUAGACACUGCUGAGAAAGAAAAAUGGAAAGAGAUGAUACAGCAGGCAGGGCAGGGCUGGAGGCUUUUCCCCGCAGGUGCCGCAUCAAGACUGAUGGCAGCCAGCGUCCUCGAGUCGGAGGCAUUUGAUGUUGUAAUGAUUAUCAUUAUCCUUGCUAAUGCAAUCACGAUUGGCAUCGAGCAGUCGCACCGAGUUGGGGGCGGCAACACCAGUGCAUUCCCUUUGAAUGUCCUGGAGCAUAUCUUUCUGGUAAUCUACACCGUGGAGAUUUUUUUGCGCUUCUAUGUGAGCGGGCCCUUGAAUGCCUUACGAGAUCAUUGGGUCAAAUUUGAUAUGAUCCUGGUCCUGAUGGGCUGGCUCGUGCUCUGGAUUUUGCCUGCGGUGGUGGCAGCCAUGUCAGCCUCAGGGGCUGACACUGACAUCAACAAUUAUUCGGGCUUUUUAACCUUGCGGACGCUGAGACUCUUGCGCUUGGUGAGAACAGCCCGCAUCAUCACCAGGAUGCAUGAACUCUGGAUGCUGGUUCAGAUGGUCACCUCUUGUGCCAGCACCAUGGUCUAUACACUGCUGUUGCUGCUGACGGUGUUAUACCUGUUCUCUCUGCUGGCAGUAGAGGUGAUCACCAACCACCAAAUGGCAACCAAUGAGCAGCUAAACCCCAGUUUCUACAGCGUGGCCGACGAACAUUUUGAAAAUCUCUUCGUGACUAUGAUGACACUGGUUCAGUUUGUUACCCUGGACUCCAUGUCCAAUGUGUACAAGCCGCUCAUCAAGGCCGACCCGCGCUUGGCCAUCUACUUUGGAGGCAUGGUGCUGGUGAUCUCCAUCGUAUUGAUGAAUCUCAUCACUGCCGUCAUUGUCAAUAGCGCACUCGAGCAGGCCUCCAGCAACAAGGAGAUCCAGAGAAUUCAGGAGAACAAGCGUCGCAAAAAGACGAUUGAAGAGCUGCGUUCGAUGUUCUCACGUCUGGACGAGGACGGUAGUGGAACCAUCACCUUAGCGGAAAUCAUGGAGGCAACUGAAGAAGAUCAGAUGCUCCUCAAGAAGUUCUUGACGCUAGAGAGUCCACUUGAAAUCUUCCGCAUGUUGGACAUUGACAACUCCGGUCAACUCAACAUAGAGGAGUUUUGCGAAGGCGUCAUACAGCACGUCACAUCAGAUAGAUCUGUCGAGUUCAAGCGCAUUGACAAGAACUUCAAGCAGCUCAGGAAGGAAGUAAGGUCCUUGCAAUUGUCAGUGGACAAGCUGAUUGGAAUAGUCAAGCAAACCGCUGGCCUUGCAUCAACAUCCAGCCUUCCCGUGAGCGUUGCCUCAGAUCUCAAGGAAGGCAAGCCCAAGCGGAAAGGAAUAUACUUCGAGGAGGAGCAGAAGCCAAGGGAGCCCGUGACUGAGCCAGAGCCGCGGGACCCGGCCCUGGAGUUGCAGACGCCGCCGGUUUGGGCCACGGAUCUGUUCAAAACACUCCGAGAAGAACUGGCGCAGGAGUUCUGGCAGGUGCGAAGUGACCUGGCGCGCGGCGUCGCUGUGACUGCGCAGCAGGCUGCACGGGUGGCCACGGAAGCGCCAACAGACGCAUCUGACCUGCACCAGGAGGUGGCGGCAGCCAUGAAGCUGGCUUGGGCAUCAGACCGAUUCCUGCACGAGCGGUCCAGCCGGGACUUGUCGCGCACAGAUCCGUCGAGGAUUGUACCAGCCGCACGAGGUGAUCAGACCGGUGCUGCCACUACAGUUCCCCGAGCUGGUCCUGCCAUGCCACCGGCACCCCCGCAGAUGGAUACUGACUCGCCCCGGAACAUGAUCCAUCUGGUUGAGGCCGUGCUGAUGAGGUUGAACUUGCAGGGCAAGGCUUGGUCAUGCGUAUGGGAGAACUUCUCCUCACGAGAAGCGGUGCUCGGCAUCGGUGAAGCAAGCGAUGCGGUGUGUUACAGCUCGCGUGGGUUGGAGACAGACUGUCUGGUGCGCUUGAACAGUACUGCAGCGGAUGACCUGGUACCUUUGGAGGAGGUCAUGGACGUGUUCACUGUGCAAGCUCCGAGGUUGGUGACAUUAGUUGUUGAAUUUCCCGAGAAGCCAGAGCAGCUUCAGCGGCUGCGUGCCAAAAUCAGAGCCGCCCUUGGCAGCUUUGGCAAAGCAAAGGUCAUCUUGCUGCACGGAGAUGAGCUCGAGGAUGGAGUCGGUGCCCGAUUCAAGAAAGCGCUGGAGUUGGUCGCUACAGCCCUGAUCAUUGGAUUUGAUGCAGUCCUGCUCUCCCUACCGCCCGCUGGCGGGCUACUGCAUCCCCAAAGUUGGGAGCACCCUGUUUGGUGUCACGAGAGCCCGGCAGAUGGACCUGAUCGGCAGGAUCCCAUGAACCCGGCGUAUCCGAUCCGGUGCUGGCGCUUUGAUUUGCAGACGGACUUCCUCGCCCAGAGCCAGGAUCCGGAGACCGGUCGGUUGCUUCUCUGGGGCGCGGAGGAUGAAGUGGAGCUCUCCAGCGAGCUAUCUGCCACGCCAAAGCCACAGCUUCAUUGCCUGAAGUUUGAAGGCAACUUGGAGGGCCCUCCAUGGCAGAUGCUGCAAAAGGAGAAGCUUCUCCGAGAGCGGCCUGACAUCCAGCGCUUGUUUUCCUCGGUGCGAAGCUUUGCAGCACCCAGCAAGGUGCUGCCCAUUCGCCGUGAGGCAGACUGUGGCUAUGGAGGACCCAGCGACAUUAAGCAUGUAGCUCUGCAUGUUCGGCGAGGGGAUGUUGGUGAGGCUGCCGGUUAUUCCUUGCCGCAACAGCUGAAGGGCGAUGAUUUCGCAAGGUGGUUAUGUGGGCUUGCAAAGGCGGUUGCCGAGCCUUUUGGUGUCAGGCUUUUGCUCCACGUCUUCACAGAAGCGACAGGGAACAGCCGCAAAGCCCUCAUGCAAGUAGGUUUGCCAGGCUUUGCCUUCACCCCAUCGGUCUCGGACGAGCUGCCAGUCUUCCACACCUUGGCUGAGUACGAGGUUGCUCCGAACUGUGGCGAGCUGGUCCUUCCUCAGGUUCAAGUGAUAGUGAACAACAACCCGAGACAAGCCCUGCUUUGCAUGGCCCGUGCCGACAUCCUCAUCACAAGUCUCAGUAGUCUCAGCUGGACGGCUGCUGUGGUCAAUCCCGGGCUUGUGCUCCAUCCCCCAGCACAGGACAAGAUGCUGAAUCACUGGGAUCUGCGGUCUCAAUAUCUCGACUGGGCUGAGAAUUGGUUCAUGACGUCUGAUGUGUGGAGCCCACAAGCAAAGCUGAAGCAAGUGUUUGCAGAGUAUCUCAAGAGCGCCAUGGCAGAUGGGGACAAGCUGAAGCUGAAGUCUUCACAGGGCGAGAUCUUCGAAGUUGAGCCGGAGGUGGCCACGAUGUCAACCCUGAUUAAGAACAUGGUGGAGGAUAGUGGCACUGAUGAAGAAAUUCCUCUGCCAAACGUGAAGACUGCUAUUUUGAGCAAGGUCAUCGACUACUGCAAGUACCACAAGGACAACCCGCCGGAAGAGAUCCAGAAGCCGCUGAAGAGCACCAACCUAGUUGAGUGCGGCGUCUCGGAGUGGGACAGCGAAUACGUGAACAUCGAGCAGGAGGUCCUGUUUGAGUUGAUCCUGGCAGCCAAUUACCUUGACAUCAAGAGCCUCCUGGACCUCACUUGCGCUAAGGUUGCCUCUAUGAUCAAGGGCAAGAACACCGAAGAGAUCCGCAAGCAGUUCAACAUCGUGAACGACUUCACCCCCGAAGAGGAGGCGCAGGUACGAGAGGAGAAUCGCUGGUGUGAGGAUGCGUGA
Molecule: messenger RNA, 4398 nt
Organism: Symbiodinium pilosum
Lineage: Eukaryota; Dinophyceae; Suessiales; Symbiodiniaceae
Source: the annotation of a GenBank genome assembly